This is a messenger RNA of Anguilla rostrata (American eel), 3222 nucleotides long. RefSeq names its product pleckstrin homology domain containing, family F (with FYVE domain) member 2 (gene plekhf2). The transcript is spliced from 2 exons. Gene Ontology annotation, cellular component: early endosome. Lineage: Eukaryota; Metazoa; Chordata; Actinopteri; Anguilliformes; Anguillidae. The record is from RefSeq and is a predicted model, not a curated record. Gene Ontology annotation, biological process: endosome organization; endosome to lysosome transport. Bases 232 to 984 code for a protein of 250 amino acids. Gene Ontology annotation, molecular function: metal ion binding; phosphatidylinositol binding.
CGCACGCUCCCUCAGCCCUACACGUUCAGGCGAAUGACGCCGAGUUAUUAGACUCGCUGCUGCGCGAAGCCAUAUUGUUAUUGCUGUUGAAGUAAAAACCGAGGGCUGGCUGGGGGAAGAAACAAGUUUGAGGGAGGGGGUGACUGCCACCAAGUUUGGAACUUCAGGAAAAAGCAGUUUCAAGUUAGUUGAAAGUUGCUGGCUGAAGUUGAAGUCCGGUGAAGGCGCAAGAUGGUGGACCGCUUGGCCAACAGCGAGGCCAACUCCAAGCGCAUCGCGGUGGUGGAGGGCUGCUUCGGCACGGCGGGGCAGCCGCUGGCCAUCCCCGGCCGGGUGCUGAUCGGCGAGGGCGUCCUCACCAAGCUGUGCCGCAAGAAGCCCAAGGCGCGGCAGUUCUUCCUCUUCAACGACAUCCUGGUGUACGGCAACAUCGUCAUCCAGAAGAAGAAGUACAACAAGCAGCACAUCAUCCCGCUGGAGAGCGUCACCAUCGACACGGUGGAGGACGAGGGCGACCUCCGCAACGGCUGGCUCAUCAAGACGCCCACCAAGUCCUUCGCCGUCUACGCCGCCACGGCCACCGAGAAGUCCGAGUGGAUGAACCACAUCAACAAGUGCGUGGCCGACCUGCUGGAGAAGAGCGGCAAGUCGCCCAGCAGCGAGCACGCGGCCGUCUGGGUGCCCGACUCGGAGGCCACCGUCUGCAUGCGCUGCCAGAAGAUCAAGUUCACGCCCGUCAGCCGCCGGCACCACUGCCGCAAGUGCGGCUUCGUGGUGUGCGGGCCGUGCUCGGAUAAGAAGUUCCUGCUGCCCAGCCAGUCGUCCAAGCCGGUGCGCGUGUGCGAGUUCUGCUACGAGCAGCUCUCCGGCGGCCAGCUGGGCGGCGGCUUCUCGGCCCGCUCGGACUCCUUCGGCCGCUCGCCCUCCAAGUUCCCCGCCAACAACGUGUCGGACGACGACGACGACGACGACAGCAGUGACUGAGGGGGGCUCGUUGCUCCCCCGCCCGCUCCCCCGCCUCCUCCCCCCAUAGGAAUAUUAACAUAGGAGCCUUUCGUUUUGUUUCGGUUGUUUUUGUUUUUACCCAGCAGGGCUUGAAAUUGGCUUGGGGUCGAACGUGGCGGACCUUCUGCGUUGGCGUUCCAGUAUGACGACAUCUUCAUUUAGAGAAACCUGUCCUUCCAUUAGUGUUCCAAAGCCGAGCGUGUGGAAUUUACACGCGGUAAUGAAUUUGCAAUAUGCCCGGGUAAUAACCAGCAGAGAUGUCGAGUCUGUUGACAGACAGCACCCUGGCUCUGUUGGUCCGUGCGUAUCCCAGCUUCCCCGGGGGGUGUGACGCCCCCUCCCCAGCUCUCCCUCACUACAGCAGCCUGACUGAAAGCCGCUGCCUCCAUGCUAAUCUCCAGCUCUGACCAGAGCUGCUUUUAUAGUGGGAUUCUUUUUUUUAACUCGGUCCGUUUAUGAAAUUCUUUCUCUUAUUUUCCUAGCCGUAUAUUUUUCUACCGAUGAACCUUAAAGUAAAUCGCGUGCCUGCCUCGGUGCUGGUAGUUCUGCAGGGAUACGAUUACCGGCACCGUUUUUUUUUUUUUUUUUUGCAGAUGGAAACAUUUUUUUAUUCUGCUGUAAAGCUUUCAGGUGAACUUCCGGUGCGUUUUUUUUCUCUAAAUAUGUAUCUGCUUUCAUAUCCAAUCCUUUUUAUAUGUCUUUGUUGAAAUGAAAUGCUUCUUCGUGCAACAAAUGGAUUCCCUCAAAGACCAAUCAAAUCACAUUAAAUGAAUAUGCAAAAAGUGGCUGAUAAAUUGUCCUAAGAUGUGACACUGCAGCUGGUGGAUGUUUGCUGUCUCUUUUCCCGAUUAUUGCUUGCGACAAAUCAAACAGAGGCUUGAGUUGGAGAGGUGAAGUUGUAAAUGGUGAGGUUGUUUAAGGUGUAUGUAAUGUAGAACGCAGUCAGUAUUUUCCCAUAAAUAAUAAAAAGGCCUUAAUUCCCACACAGUGCCUUAGGAUAGAAGUCUAUAGCCCAUCUUAGAAGUACUGUACUAUGUGGGAUGUGUGUAGAAUGUUAGUAAAGUAAAUGCUGUUUUACUUUUAACAACACAAAACCAAUCACAUGGACCACAUUGCGACUGGAAGUGUCCUGUUGAGUACAAUCUGUAAGUUCCUCAAUAUGUGUGCUGUACGUGCGGUCCAAACAUCUGUAUGAUUGACCGAGUUGUCAAACGUGUCCAUACAUUAAGACACGUAAUUACAUGAACUGUUAGAAAGCUUUAUUUUUCUACAAAGGACAUUUUGAUGCAUAGAAUUUUAGAUUUGAUAAAACAUUUUUAAAAAACAUGGAAUAUGUGGGAAAACACUUUUUGGAGCAGGAACAAUUCUGGUGUAAUCUUGUACCAUGUAUGGGCCAAUGUCAUCCUCUGGGUGAUCGUGUGUAAUGGCUUCUCCCAGUAAGGAAUCAGCAGAGCCAUAUUUUUGGAGUUGUGACACUUAAUUGAGUUAGUGACCCUUAAUCGAUUGGUUAAACGGGAUUAGUGGUCUAUGGAGGUUCAGGUAGUUCCUUAUGGGAAAAAUCAGCCUUACAGAUUAUAGAUGUCAUAAAAUGGCUAAUUAGCAAUAAAACAUUUCCUUAAUGUGUGCUAGGAGCUAGGUUUCAGCUGCGGAAGAGAAAUUGUGGCAUGUUAUCCCACCAGUGUUUUACAGACCUCUGUAAUUUGGUUUAGACUUCAUUCUUUAGAAGUGGCAGGAAGUGGCAUUGAUGAAACUUGUGGCCAGUCAUGAAAUCUUACAUAGAAGUGAGGCUUCCAUAAAAUAACCUGAGAAAGAAAGGAUAAUUACAAGCAAAGAUCAUUGGAAGCAAAGUCUAAAGCUACACACAGUUUACCAGUGAUAGCUUAUUGCUAAUGAUGCAUCAUAUAUUGCUGAGAAUUUGGAUUUUUGCCAUUACAAGGCUGAGAUUCUAUCAAAAUUGUUUCACUUGGAAUAACAGCUAAGAGCAAGAAUAUCUUUUUCCACUAACACAGUUUGGCAAGCUCAGCCAUUACUAAAAUUAACUCAUCAAAAUGAGUUUGUGAAGAAGUAUAAUGCUUGCAUUUGCUUGUCAGUCAUCGCUAAGAACAAGUAUUGGUUGAAUACAGGUUCAAGUCUUGUGACCAUCUCAGUACUACAGUGACCUAACAUGUCAUACAACAACCAAACAUUUUUUUUGCAAUAAAUAAUUUUCCUGCAUUA